CACACACACACACACACACACCAAAAGGAGCACGUCUCUCUGAACUGGGGCCCUCAGCGAACGUGACGCCUGCUCUCGCUGCCUCUCUCUCUCUCUCAUCAACCAGAUACAAUCAACAGGGAGUCACUUUUCUCGCCUGGUUGCUUAGCAAUGGACGUGGAGCGGAGCUCGGCAUGCGAUGCGGUGGACCCUCCUGAGAAGCAGAGUGGGGACAACCCGUUGGGAGCUUACAAGUGGUUCACGGGAUCCAAACCAAUCACCAGAAGGGGAGAGGAUGGAGAGGAACAGGCAGCUCCGAGGGAGGAGGUCAGGGGGGAAGCUGAGGUGGAAGAGGCAGCUCUGCAGGAGAGGAGGAUGGCUGAGAGGGAAAACCCCGAACGACAUUAUCUGGCCCAUGGUGAAGGGCAAUCACUGCGACCUGUGAAGGACCCACUGUCCAAGAGAGCAAGCUACCAGCGCACUGAGUCUGAGCCUUCCCGACCCAGCAAGGGCCCUGGAACUCUGAGGAAGGUGAAGUCAGACUCGGCUGAAAGGUUUCGGAAGUUUCUGAACUCGUUUUCUAACCGGUUGUCCCGGAAACGUUCCUUCCAGGAGCCAGCCUCAGAACAUUCCCAACAAGAUAAUGUCGAUGCAGCAGCUCCAUCCGUGGCUCAGAGCCCUCCCAUUUCAUUGGUGCCAUCAGCAGGAGUGCCAGUCUGGGAUGUCAAUAGCUGUACUCUCGUCAAUGGUCAGUUGAUGCUGAUGCCCAAAGAUGAUGAGGCUGGCUGCAGAAUUAGGGUAAGGACCAGCAGCUGUAUAUCUGAUAGUAGCCUGAGUGCAUCACAGAAUUGGGAGUCUGUACCUGGCAAAAAGACCCCAGCUUCUGUGAGAAAACUGGAUCGUGGUGGAGGCCCUGGUGAGGGCCCAGUGAACAAUGUGAAGAGCCUGAUCAUCCGAAGAUGGAAGAGGAAAAACCAAAAUCACCUAGAAACACCACAGUCUCCAAACGACAAAAGCUGCAGCGGGCGGAGUUUGACUGGAGCUGUCUCCCAUGAAUCCCUGACAGAAUCCUUGAGCCCGAUAGAAACUCUCGAUCUGUCUAAUGAGACAAAUGUGAUCAUCAGGCCACUCCACAGUAGUAUCCUGGGAGAGAAAUACUGCUUUGAGGUGAUUAAUUCCCGAGGGAGCCGCUGUUUUGGCUGCACGUCUGCUGCCGAGAGAGACAAAUGGAUCGAGAAUCUUCUUCGAACAGUCCAGCCAAACAAGGAUAACUGCGAGCGGGUGGAGCACAUGCUGAGCCUCUGGGUGAAUGAAGCCAAGGACCUGACCCCCCGGAAGAAGUACUUCUGUGAGCUGCACCUCGAUGGCUCACUGUAUGCGCGCACCACCAGCAAGCUCAGCCAGGAGGAGCUGUUCUGGGGCGAGCACUUUGAGUUCAGCAACCUGCCCCCGACAAAGGAGGUCACCUUGCACCUUUUCCGAGAUGAGGACAAGAAGAGGAAAGAGAUGACUGCUCUUGGCUCUGUCACCAUCCCUCUUGCCGAGGUGACUGGCCGCCAACAUGUCGAGAAAUGGUACAACAUCAGCAUGCCACUGCUGAAUAAGGGCAAGGCCAUUGUGCCAACCAUCCGCAUUAACCUGCGCUAUCAGAAUGUCAAGGUCCUGCCAAUGAUACACUACAAGGAGUUUGCAGAGUACCUCAUCUGUAACUACACCACCCUGUGUUCUGUGCUGGAGCCAGCUCUGAAGGUGAAAGAUAAGGAAGAGGUGGCCUCUGCCCUGGUCCACGUCCUACAGAGUGUCGGAAAAGCCAAGGACUUUCUGAUUGAGUUGGGGAUGGUGGAGGUUGACCGUUGUGAGGAGAAACACUCUGUGCUCUUCCGAGAAAACACGUUGGCCACCAAGGCCAUUGACGAAUACAUGAAGCUUGUUGGACAGAAGUAUCUGGUGGAAACACUUGGAGAAUUUGUGACGAGGCUUUACAACCCAGAGGAAAAUUAUGAAGUUGAUCCCAACAAAUGUUCAGGCAAUGAUGUGUCAGAGAAUCAAGCCAACGUGAAGACCAUCUGUGAAGAGGCUUUUCAGCAAAUCACUGAUUCCCAUCGCAUCUUUCCAGACGAGCUGAGAGAGAUAUUUGCAACUUGGCAGCAACAAUGUUUGAGUCGAGGGAAAGCAGAGAUUGGGAUGAGGAUGAUCUGUGCCUCGCUGUUUCUGCGAUUUCUCUGCCCUGCGAUAAUGUCGCCCAGUCUAUUCAAUCUGACCCAGGAGUAUCCCAACGACAGCACCGCACGGACUCUCACACUCGUCGCUAAAGUCAUUCAGAACCUGGCCAACUUUACCACGUUUGAAGACAAAGAGGGCUACAUGACCUUCAUGGAUAAUUUCCUGGAAUCAAACUGGGAAAACAUGAAAUUCUUCCUGACAACCAUUUCCAACCUGGAGCCCAGCGUCAACAAUUCGGAAUUUGAAGGUUGCAUUGACCUUGGCCUGGCUCUAUCCAUCCUGCACUCUCUUCUCUGUGACAUUAUGUCUCGGUUGCAGCAGCGAGAACUGGCCAAACUGCGACCUCUCCCUGCCAUUCUCAACGGAAUCACCCACUCACUGAAAAACCCAAACAUACCACUGCUCCAGCACCAAGACUUCGGUGAGUAUUGCCGGGAAGACAAGCCAGUCUACGUAGCGCCCAAGAAUGUCCAGACAGUGAGUGCCUCGCUGCUGAGCCUGAACCAGUGUCCCCAGGAACAGCACCAGCUGAAGUGCAGUGGGAAACAAGACAAGGCAAUGUCAGUGGUGAAACGGACCCAGAGUGCUCCGGCUCGGAAAAGACCGAACAUCUCCCGGCAGCACUCGGCGCUGGAACCGGCGUCUGGGGUGGAUGGGCACGCCAGGGAAGACACGCUCGCAAACUUACCAGAGAAAUCUUACGCUACCCUAACCAAGGUUCCCCUGUCUGAUUCCCACUCCUUAAAGUCAUCGCACACCUGCCCACAAAGCAACCCGCGCCUCAGAAUGCAGGGCCACAAUCCCCGCCUGAUGCCAGUUGACUCAUUCAGAAAGUCUCAAGUUCCGUGGGAGCGCAUCUCUGGACAUGAGGAGUGGUCCUGUCAGGCAGAGACAGGAAGACAAGACUUCAAACCCUUUGAGAAGCAUGAACAAGACAUCUCGAGCCUCCAGCAAAACGUGCAGACCAUCAACGAGGAGCUGAAGCAGUUUAAGAACCACAUUGACGAGCAUGUUCAGAGAGUGCUGCAGGAGAGCGAAGAGAGGCAGAAAGCCCAACUGGAGGAGAAGGACAAGCAAAUAAAGGAUCUGAGCACCAGACUUGAAGCAGUUGAAGAGGAGAGGAGGAAGGACAUUGAAAAAUUAGAGCUUGCUGCCCAGAACCGGCAGAAAAUUGAGUCUUUGGAAAAUUGCUUCACUGCACUGCAGGAAGAACAUAAGGAAUUGCUGCUCUCUAUCAAGGGAUUGAAGGACAAUCACCAACCAGCGGACUCCAACCACGUUGCUCCAUCGAGCUCCACGCCCAAGGCUCCAUCCAAAUCCAAGCCUGCCCUCGCGGCCAAUUCCAAGACAGCCCCCAUUCCCACCGAGCUGCUGGUGGUGGAAAAUGGUCAAGUGGAGGUCAACAGUUGCUAAGGGCUGCCCUAGACCUUUCAGAACCACGUUUCUCCCACCGGAUCGGGAAGAGCUGGGAAAUGUGCACAUUUUUCGUCAUCCCCCUCCUUCCAUUCCAGCAGCUUGAGUGCGCGUUGACGUUGCUGUUCAUCCUCCUUGUACCAGUGAGGACUGGGCCUUAAAUGUAAUGUAGUGACGUGCCUGGAGUGUGGGUUACAGUUACUGGUACCCACUCAACGUCAUUGCAAAUGUUGACAUUAUUGUCAACCGAUCAUGAGUAACAGGGCAAGAAUGGGGUGGUGGGGGCAGAGGUGGCAGGUUUCCAAUUCAUUCCAGCCAUGGACUGUACCCCACAGAAAUAGACCACUUCGCCCAAUUGGCACAGACUGUUGUUUAUGUCCCAAGUACCCCUCCUCAUAACACAAUGUUCUGGGGACAUGGGUUUGAAUCCCGCAACAGCAGGUGGUGGAAUUUGAAUUCCAUGCAAUUCUGGAAUUAAGUGUCUAAUGAUGAUCCGUCGUCGAUUGUCGGAAAAACCCAUCUGGUUCACUAAUGCCCUUUAGGGAAGGAAACUGCCAACCUUACCUGGUCUAGCCUCCAUGUGACUUCAGACCCACAGCAAUGUGGUUGAGUCUCAGUAGGCAGCUAGGGAUAGGUAAUACAUGCCAGCCUAACCACUGAUGCUGUCAUCGUGCAAACGAAUGAACAAAUAAACCCUUUUCAUCUUAACCCCAUCAUAUAACCAGGAGACUACAUUAGAGGAACUUGCAACAUUGGAAGCAGUGUGUCCUCUUUAAGCACCUGUUCUUCUUUCCAGAUUUAUUUUAGUGCUGCUCAGGGGAUGGUAUCUUAAGCUCUCCCUGGUAUUUCCUGCGUAUUUCUGGAGGUAGAUUACAAAGAACAAAGCCACUCUACUUUUUGCACUAUUUCGCCAGUUUCCUGCACCUAGUCCCUUGCAGGGUCCUGCCUUAUAUUGCCAAAUCGAAGCAAAGAGAUCAGCAGCGCUCUAAUAUAUCCACUAGUUCUCACUCCAAAGAGAAUUUCUUUUUUAAAUAAUUUUUUUUGUAUCCUUGGGAUAUGGUUGUCAUGAGCAAGACCCAGCAUUUCCUGCCUCUCCUGAUUGCCCACGAGAAGGGGGUAGUGAGCUGCCUUCUUGAACCACUGCAGCCUGUGUGUUGUAGAUAAACCCACAGUGGUGUUAGCUCAGGAUGUAUUGACCUAGUGAUAUUUAACUCUUCGUCGGAAAGGUUGCAUGACGUCUUGGGGAGAGUCCGCCUGUUGAGGGGAUGACAUUUUGAAAUCAAAGGGAACAUUUUGUGAACAACACCAUGUAAUAUUUCUGUACAUUUGUAAAAUAGCAUGAGCUUUAGGCAUGGUAAAGUAUCAACAUAUUCCAGAACUGGUUGCUUCGUAGUUUGGUUUUGAAAUGCAAGAUUCUGUGUUUGUCUGCACUGUUAUAGCGAGCUAAUUCAAUGUAUUUCUGGAAUGAAGUAUCUAAUGAUGACCGUGGAUCCAUUAUCGAUUGUCAGAAAGACACAUCAGGUUCACUUGUUCGAUUUAUAAAAUGUUUUGAGGAUCAGUUUCAAGUCCUGGUUUAUACAAUAUACAAUAUAGUUUGGGUUUUACAGCUUAACAGCACCAAUUUGCAUCUAUUUUGCAUCCCUAGUGCAGCAAAAUAUUCCAAGGAAGUUUGUGGGAGCAUUAUAAGGGAGAAAUUGUCACAUAUGUUGGCCAUGGAGGUCAAAAUGUUUAACUUUUAAGGGGAAUCUUAGAGGAACAGUGAGGUGGAGUAGUGGCGAGGACAUUGAAACAAGAUUAGGCCAUUCAGCUCUUUGGUUACUGUUUGAUGAAAUUGUUAUGAGGAAGCCAGGUAGGUCCAGAGCUUAGGAGCUCAGCGCCUGAAGGCACAACGUAGGGGGCUGAAGAGGCAGAUAUAUCUGCAUCGUGCAAGAUGCCAGACUGUUGUGGAUCUACAGAAGGUUUCAAGGACAGAGCGGGUGAAGACCAUAGAGGGAUUUAAAGACCAGAAUGAGAAUUCAAAACUGAGGCACGAUGGGGCCGAGAUCAAUGCGCGUGGGUGUCUUGGGAUGUAUGCACUGAUGCAAGUUAGACACUGUUGUUUGCUGAGUUUUGGGUGAAAUCAAGUUCACAGAGAUUAGAAGACCAACCAUUGCAAUAGUCAAAAUGAGAGUUAUAAAAGGAACUGUCAAAGGGUUUCAGCCACAGGAUCAUUUGAAGCAGGGAUAGAGAUGGUCACGCAGGGAGCACAUGUCAAACUGAGUUAUGUCAGGGGCCAGGCAGGGGACAUUGCAGCCACUUGUGAAGAGACAUAGAAAAGUUUUAAUUUCACUACUUGGUUGCACAAAUUCUCAAAAACUCAAUUGGUUGAGCCUCAGUUAUUCAGAGAUCAGGAAGGUCACCACCAAAUGUCAGUGCAGUGUGUAGGCAUGAGGGACCACUUUGUGUAGGUUACCACAGCGUUAGCUGCCAUGUUCUGAGGUGACGAUGUGUGACCACCAUCUCGUAAGGAAAAAAAAAUUAAAACUAUUUGUAUGUACUUCACCAUUCUGGCCGUGGGAUUGUCUGAAAUUCUUUUUGGCAUCGUGAGUGAUGUUUCAAACUGGUAAUAAAUAAUGACGGUUAUGCAGUUAA
Messenger RNA from Stegostoma tigrinum, 6246 nucleotides. Its product is annotated as ras GTPase-activating protein nGAP-like. The record is from RefSeq and is a predicted model, not a curated record. The transcript has 18 exons. NCBI's taxonomy places the organism in Eukaryota, Metazoa, Chordata, Chondrichthyes, Orectolobiformes, Stegostomatidae. Gene Ontology annotation, biological process: regulation of GTPase activity. Bases 151 to 3615 code for a protein of 1154 amino acids.